UUCCAACAAUUUAGUUGGCCUAAUAAACAAGAUAUCACAUCUAUCCAAAGAACCUUGUCUGCUUGUGAAAGUCUGUUAAUUUUUCUGGCUCUCUGAUUAGGCAUGUUGUUAUCAUUCUAAAGUUAUUUACUGGAAGAAACAGUCCAUGUAUUUUGCUUGGAAACUGUUGUGGUCUUAUAAUUUUUGUGGCCUGUUCUAUCAGUUAGCAAAAGAGUUGGAGCAGAGAGAGAGAGCCUGACCUCUUACUACCCUCAAGCUCUCCCCAGUGGGUUUAAACAGAAUCGCUGUCAAAACUAGAUUUAGCCACUUUAUCUGAUAGUCUGAGUUCUUUUCAUUGGGUUACACUUCAGGGAGAGAAGGAAUUUCUAGCUCUUUGAGCUAUCUGAUAGACUACCUGAAUCCAGACAGCACUACUUUCUGACCUUAAAUGAUAGCACAAUUUUUAUAGAAAAUUGCUUUAGUCACAGCAGCAGAUUAUUUGGUCAACAUGCAUCUGACUGACAUGAUUAAUUCAUUGGAUGUAUUUUAAUCCUUGAAAUAAUACUAGUAUUUUCCAGUCUCAGCCAAGUGAUCGCUUGGGUGAUGUGGGUAGAUAUAUAAUGUUGUCUCUGUAGACUUCAGCUUUUUCUAGCAGUAUCCCAUGGUGCUACUAUCAGAUGUAUAUUAUCCUGGUCUUCUGUUUUUAAUACACUUUUAAGAUUCCUUAAAAUAUCAAGAAUGAUGUUGACUGGAUAUGAAAGGGAGUCUCAGCCAAUUCUCUGUAGAUGAGGGACUACGGUGAAGAGAUGUGUGGGAAAGGGAUUGCUUGACCUUUCUUUCCAAAGGAAGCUAUGUCUUGCCAAGCAACAUAAAUACAGACCAGUUAGUCAGCCAUAACUGGCUGUGGGAGCAGGAUUACCAGUAACUGAUGAGGGAGCUGAACUGUCAAGUAGCAAAAUGUUCUGUUAAAAUGGCUGGCUCGCUAGUAAUGUGCAUGUGUUUGCCUACAGUGAAGUCAGAACUAUGGAAAAAGAAAAUCGGUUUACAUGGCUUCAACAGAAAUAGAGAAGCCUUUAUUCACCUAGUACUGUUCCUCAUCCACUAUGGACAACUUAAUUUAAUGUGAAGCACUUGUACAUUACUUGCCCAUCCUCAAAAUAUUGUGUAAAUUCUAACCUUGCCAGAACCUGUAAGAAGCAGAUAAAUUGCUUACAGAAGAGAAAGCCAAAACGUCUGUUAAGGCCACACUCUUUUUUAGUCCCUAACUCAGUUCACUAGAGUUCACUGCUAUAAGAUCAUUCUUAUGCUCUCUGCUCAAUCAUGAAUUGAAUCCAGUCCAGUGUAAUAUCUGUUUAUUGCCCAUCAUGUAUACAACAGGAGAAAAUGGUGGGGGGAGAUUACCAAAGUGUGCAAAGGUUUGCAUUAUGGGGAAAAAAUAAAAUUAAAUUAAACCUAGAGUAUAUUUUGAUAUAUUAUUAUAUUAUAUUAUAAAAUUAAUGCUGAAGAUUCUUUAGGAAGUUAGAAUUAUUUAAUUUUUGUAUGACUCUGUCUGUAGAAGUAAAAGAGGCAGAAGUGGGAGAGGUAGUAAUUAUCACGUCAUUGAACCUGCACUGAUUUAUAUAAUAUCAAAACAGAAGUUCUGCACACAGAUGAAUUUUUGACACUGUCUUCUAUGCACUUCAAAUCUUUGUAAGCACACUUCUGUAUAACAUGAUGUGACCCAAAGUUCAAGCAGGGAUUAAGACUUCAAAUCCUGCUAUCUGUAAACAACAGCAGACAGCUCUGUGCUUCUAUCGGGGAACGAUUGGUCUUUUUGUAAGGUGUUUUUUCGUUUUCUCCAGAAGGGGGGCAGUGCAUCCCUGUCAUGUUGAGAAUGAGCCUCUGUGCACAUAGCUGGGAUAUUCUAGUAGUUGUCCCAAUUUAACAGGGCUCCAUUUUUGCCAUUCCAGCCACAUAAGCACCACAGUAAAUGUGCCCAUGUACAGGAGAGAGAACAAGGGGGUUUGAUCAGUCUGCUGGAAAAGAGAACUGUAGGGAGAGUCAUGUGCUUGGGGAUUUCAACAGAAAUCUGGAGAUGAAAGUCUUGGUAAAGUGAUGUGAGUUGGCAGAUUUCAGUAAGAUUACCAGAAAGCAGGCUUUAACUCAAGCAUUCGGUGCUGUACUCCACAUAUUCAGUAUGUUGCUUUUAUUCCUAACAAAAUUCAUUGUAAAACUGAUACUCUCUGUCUUUAUCAUUACCUACUUGAUUUUAUUGUAGUAACCUUUGUGGGUGGGGCAAGAAAGGGGGUGGAUAGAUUUUUCACCUUUGAAAUCCAAUGCUGAAAGCAGUCAGUUGCAACAGUGUAGUACAGUAAAUGCAGAUUUUCUCUACAGGGAAAUUAAUCCACUUUGAUACAAGAGUUUAAGUCUUCUGUUUUGUUUAUAAUUAGUGAUUAAACUAUGUUAACAUGUGCUCCAUAUGCCCUUAAAACUGCUGACAUUUUGCUUUAGAAAAUGCACUGUGGUCCUCCAUGUAAUUUCAGAUGUCCAUCAUUUCCAAGGGGUCUGUACAUAAUGAUUAUUUCACUUAGUUUAUGAUUGGUUUAUUGGCACCUGGUAUGAUUUAAUAACAGACUCUCUCAUUUAUUUUUGUUGCUGGGUGGCAAUUUUCAAGAUGUUUCCUGGUCAGCCUUUGGAGUUUGAUCUUCUUUUUAAUAGUAUUCCCUUCACAUAGAUUAUCUUAAUUCUAGUGGUGCCAGUUUGGGAGAGCUGGUUGCAUUGUGUAAAGCACUAUAGACGUACCCGAUUUAAGAUGCAAGUGUUUCCAGGAAACCAGUCACAAAUGUUUAUCCUCUCUGAGACUUGCAGACAAUGUACUUUUUUCCCUCUGAUUGCUUUACGGAAACUUAGUUUUUUUCUCUCUUUUCUCCCUUUCUCCCCUCCCCCCACUUUAUGCAAAUGUUGGUUAGGUUUGGUUGCAAUGCUAAAAUUAUGUCUUAUUUCCUGCAUUUAAAGUCACUAAUUGGAAACAUUUGUUUCCACUGGACUAUUGUAGAAAAGUAAAGGAUAAAUGAAUAUUUAUCAGCCACUGAAUGUUUUGAAAUGGCUGAUGAAAAUUAUUUUAGAAUUUUUUUUAAAUGUUUUUAACUAGAUUAGGGCAAGAAUUUGCAAAGGGUGCUGGGUUGAUGGCAAUGAGAUGUGAAAUCAUCUUUGUCCACAAAACAAAUUACAAUGUAGGUGGUAGCAGUUGGAGCCAGUGCCAGCGUGCCAGUUGUGACCUGUGGUUUUGUGGUAUGGCUGGCCAGCUGCCUAGAAGUUGGGCAGAUUUCAUAGAUUCACUUAUUACUCUUUAAAAAAAUAUGGAUGCUAACUGAUUUUGUUCAAUGUUUUUCUUUCCUUGAAAUGAGACCUGCUAGCAUUUUAAUAACUGGAUUGAAAGAUCAUCAAGUUUUACUUGUUGUAAACACCUUGUGCAUUGCAUGUCAUUAUUAUCUAACUAUAGCAGCCGUCACUGUGCUUCCUUAGAAAUAUGUUCCUAUCUGCUCUCUCCUGAAGCUUAUGUUGUAGUACUCUCAAAAGCUCCAUGCAUGUAAAUGUUAUGUCUUUUUUUUCAUUCUUUUCACUAGAAGCGUCUCCCUUUCAUAUUUAUCCCUUUUAUCUUGGCUGAAGAUUCAGUGGAUGUGUUCUAGUCUCUGUCUUUUUAACCUUCUGGAUAAGACAGAUAAGUUAAUAGAAUCCCACGCAGAGGAAGGGCUAUCUUGCCUGGGCAGAGGGAUGGACUUGAUGAUCUAAUAAGUCUUUCCCAACUCAUGUGCCUCUAGUUAUAUGAGUUCAACCACACUGAAAUGGUCCAGGAGUUUCUGACACCUCUCCACUCUUUGAAUCUUAAGGGAAGUUUGAUAUGAGGCUCAGCUGAUCUUAGUCUGUAACAUGAACAAUCUAAACAUCAACAACAUAUAAAGAUUCCUGUCAAAAGGUACACAAGCUGAAAUGAUCCAUCAUGCUCUUACAUUCUAUAUCUUCUACUGUAGGAAUCAAAGGUCAUGCAUUUUCAUGUGGUGCCGUAGGUUGAUGCAUGUAUUCCCCAGCACCCAGUGCCUGCUGAAUAGAAAUUAUAGACACCAGUCAUCGUGGCAUCAGUGUUUCAGAAAUGUCUUCCCGACUACUACAGCCCGUUGGCACCACACAGUCCCAGAGUCUCUGAAUUGUAUCUGGCAGUUGCAUAACGAUCAUUUGGAGCUCAGGUAUGCAGGUACCCUGAUGCGCUUUGACUAUGUGUGGCUGCGUGAUCACUGCCGCUCAGCAUCCUGCUACAAUGCCAAGACUAAUCAGCGCAGCCUAGAUACAGCCAGCGUGGAUCUGUGCAUCAAACCAAAGACAGUCCGAACAGGGCCAGAUGGUCAUGUGACCCGGUAUGGGUUAGAGUGGCUGGUGAAGAACAGCUACGAGGGGCAGAAGGAGCAAGUCAUGCAUCCUCGAAUUCUCUGGAAUGCAGAGAUCUACCAGAAAGCUCAGGUACCAUCCACUGACUGCAAGAGCUUCCUGGAAACAAAUGAGGGCCUGAAGGAGUUCCUGCAGAACUUCCUGCUGUAUGGAAUUGCUUUUGUAGAAAAUGUUCCCCCAACCAAAGACGACACAGAAAUCUUAGCUGAGAGGGUCAGCUUGAUCAGAGAGACCAUCUAUGGUCGAAUGUGGUAUUUCACCUCUGACUUCUCCCGGGGAGACACCGCAUACACAAAACUGGCUCUGGAUCGUCACACUGACACCACCUACUUCCAGGAACCCUGUGGCAUCCAGGUGUUCCACUGCCUCAAGCAUGAAGGGACAGGUGGCCGGACGCUGCUUGUGGAUGGGUUCUACGCAGCAGAGAAGGUGCUCCAACAAGCUCCUGAAUCUUUUGAGCUGCUCAGCAAGGUGCCAUUGAAGCAUGAGUAUGUGGAAAAUGUAGGAGGCUGUCACAAUCACAUGAUUGGUGUUGGGCCUGUUUUGAACGUCUAUCCUUGGAACAACGAGCUCUAUUUGAUCAGGUACAAUAACUAUGACCGGGCAGUCAUCAACACAGUGCCUUACGAUGUAGUGCAUCGCUGGUAUGCUGCACACCGAACACUCACCACAGAAUUAAGGAGACCAGAAAAUGAACUCUGGGUCAAACUGAAGCCAGGCAAGGCACUGUUUGUGGAUAACUGGCGAGUACUUCAUGGGCGGGAAUCAUUCACAGGAUACCGCCAGCUCUGUGGGUGCUACUUGUCGAGAGACGAUGUGCUGAAUACUGCACGGUUCCUGGGGAUGAAAGCUUAGCAUGGACUGUCUGCAGCUGAGAGGCAGGCAACGUUCGACAAGCUGCAGUGCCCCAGGAUUGUAUAUCACCAGGAUGAAAAUGGUCUGGAUACCUCAACCCUUCCAUCCGUUCUAGACAGUCCCUGGUGCCUGGGGGAGCACUCCGAGGUCGGAGGGCACCAAGGCAUUGCCUAAUUGCAUCCUCCCAUUGAAAAAUCACACUGCUUUCUCCCUCCCCCCCGUUCCCCGCCCUGUGCACCACCCAAGGACCUUUUAGCACAGUCUGGUUCAGAGUCACAAGGAAGACACUGAGGCAGAGCUAAUCAGGAUACCGUCAGAAAUUCUCCCACUCAAGUGCCUUUUGGAUUAUAAAUGAGGCUAUGAAAGCCUCAUAUUUCCUCUGUUCAUCAAUGGUUGCUUUUUUCAGCCACUAGCUUAGGUUUUUAUUGUACAUGGCAGAGUUGCUUUUUUUUGCUGUGUCUUUCUCUGAGCUACAUGAGAGUCCCCUCUACAGAGAGGAUUUCAGUGAUCCUACUUGAAACAGUGUAGAAAUCAAGCCACUCCAGCUUGGGCUUGGUGAUACACUUCAGUAACUUCUCUUCUAUUCCUUACAGACACCCCACACCAUGUAAACAUAGAAAUAAUAGGGCUGUAGAGACAGCAUCUUAUUUCUCCACUAUUUGAGAGUAAGGCAUGCUGACUGAAGGCCCAGCUGAAUCAGCCAGUGCAGCUGGGACAUCUCCAAACAAGUUUUAGUGGAAAAGUAAGGAGAGGGAAAGGUGAUCCAUGAGGGGAGGGAAGCAAAGCACAGUCCCCCUUGGGUGUAUAAAGUGAGAGCAGUAUUUCC
Messenger RNA from Alligator sinensis (Chinese alligator), 6082 nucleotides. It is a transcript of the gene TMLHE, whose product is annotated as trimethyllysine hydroxylase, epsilon. Bases 3949 to 5256 code for a protein of 435 amino acids. Gene Ontology annotation, cellular component: mitochondrion. Gene Ontology annotation, biological process: carnitine biosynthetic process. Lineage: Eukaryota; Metazoa; Chordata; Crocodylia; Alligatoridae. The record is from RefSeq and is a predicted model, not a curated record. The transcript has 9 exons. Gene Ontology annotation, molecular function: trimethyllysine dioxygenase activity; iron ion binding.